Molecule: messenger RNA, 1014 nt
Organism: Melospiza melodia melodia
Lineage: Eukaryota; Metazoa; Chordata; Aves; Passeriformes; Passerellidae
Product: secretory carrier-associated membrane protein 1-like
Exons: 9
Coding region: 1-1014 (337 amino acids)
Biological process (GO): protein transport
Cellular component (GO): trans-Golgi network membrane; recycling endosome membrane
Source: RefSeq, a predicted model, not a curated record
AUGUCGGACUUCGACAACAAUCCUUUUGCAGACCCGGACCUCAAUAAUCCUUUCAAGGAUCCUUCUGUUACACAAGUGACAAGAAAUGUUCCACCAGGACUAGAUGAGUACAAUCCUUUCUCUGAUUCAAGUACACCUCCUCCAGGAAAUGUGAGAAUGACUCAUGUACCCAGUACCCAGCCAGCAAUAAUGAAGCCAACAGAAGAAUCACCUGCUUACACACAAAUUUCAAAGGAGCAUGCCUUGGCCCAGGCAGAACUGCUAAAGCGUCAAGAAGAAGUGGAAAGAAAAGCAGCUGAAUUAGAUUGCAAAGACAGGGAAAUGCAGAGUGUAAAUCAGCAGGGGGGUAGAAAAAAUAACUGGCCACCUCUUCCUGAUAAUUUUCCAGUAGGUCCGUGUUUCUACCAGGACUUUUCUGUAGACAUUCCCGUAGAAUUCCAGAAGACAGUAAAGGUUAUGUACUAUUUGUGGAUGUUCCAUACAGUGACACUGUUUCUUAAUAUCUUUGGAUGUUUGGCCUGGUUUUACAUUGAUGCUACACGAGGGGUUGAUUUUGUAUUGAGCAUCCUCUGGUUCUUGCUUUUUACCCCUUGUUCUUUUGUCUGCUGGUACAGACCACUUUAUGGAGCUUUCAGGAGUGACAGUUCAUUCAGGUUCUUUGUGUUCUUCUUUGUAUAUAUCUGUCAGUUUGCUGUACAUGUACUUCAAGCUGCAGGAUUUCAAAGAUGGGGAAACUGUGGGUGGAUUUCAUCUCUUACUAGCCUUAAUAAAAGUAUCCCUGUUGGCAUUAUGAUGACAAUCAUAGCUGCACUUUUCACAGCAUCUGCUGUUAUUUCAUUAAUUAUGUUUAAAAAGGUGCAUGGUCUCUACCACAUUACUGGCGCUAGUUUUGAGAAAGCGCAGCAGGAGUUUGCAACAGGAGUGAUGUCCAACAAAACUGUACAAACUGCUGCAGCCAACGCUGCAUCAACAGCAGCAACCAGUGCAGCUCAGAAUGUGUUCAAGGGUAACUGA